Schizophyllum commune H4-8 is the source of this 366-nucleotide messenger RNA. RefSeq lists its product as uncharacterized. The coding region runs from base 1 to 366 and encodes 121 amino acids. Lineage: Eukaryota; Fungi; Basidiomycota; Agaricomycetes; Agaricales; Schizophyllaceae. Gene Ontology annotation, biological process: electron transport chain. The transcript is spliced from 4 exons. The record is from RefSeq and is a predicted model, not a curated record.
AUGGUCGCCGAUGUGAUCAGCGGAGCCCCUCCCGAGCUGCGCCACCGCUCUGUGCGGAUAUACCAGCCCACUCGCAACACGAUGCAGAGCGGGCCCGACAAGGGAAACCGCUGGCGCAUCGACUUUGACAUCCUCCAGGGUGCUGGGCGCUGGGAGAACCCUCUCAUGGGCUACGCUUCCUCCGCCGACUACGUUCAGGGUGUCCGUAUGUCCUUCCGCACCAAGGAGGACGCUGUCCACUUUGCGGAGAAGCAGGGUUGGGACUACUAUGUCCAGCCUCCUAUGGUCAAGCGCAUCCCGCCCAAGAACUAUGCGGAGAACUUCCUGUACCGUCCGACCACGCUCAGGUGGCAGCAGACGAAGUAG